Artibeus jamaicensis (Jamaican fruit-eating bat) is the source of this 2092-nucleotide messenger RNA. It is a transcript of the gene STBD1, whose product is annotated as starch binding domain 1. Gene Ontology annotation, molecular function: glycogen binding; starch binding. The record is from RefSeq and is a predicted model, not a curated record. Gene Ontology annotation, cellular component: membrane. Bases 73 to 1140 code for a protein of 355 amino acids. The transcript is spliced from 2 exons. NCBI's taxonomy places the organism in Eukaryota, Metazoa, Chordata, Mammalia, Chiroptera, Phyllostomidae.
GUGUGGCUUUGCCUUCGUGACUUGAGCCCGCGUCCCUGUCCCGUUGUCCCCCGCAGCUGCGGCCUCUCAGCCAUGGGCGCCGUUUGGUCUGCCCUGCUGGUCGGAGGGGGUCUGGCCGGCGCGCUUGUCAUCUGGCUGCUCCGGGACAAGGGGAAGAAGGGCGACGCGGAGCAGGAGCAGGACGCCACUCCAGGGAAGGCUGUGGCUGCGGGAGGCGAUCCUAGUGGCGGCAGCGGACUGAGUCCCGCAGCUUCCAGGCCCGAGCUGGUCACCAAACCAGAGCAUCUUCAAGAAAGCAAUGGACGUUUGGUUUCCGAGACCAAAGGCCCUGGUAGCAUGCAGGAUGUGGCAUGGAGACUGCAGAGUCCUUCUGGAGAACAUGGGGACUGUGGCAAUUCAAGACAGCAUGUUCCUUUUGGAAGGUUUCCGGACACACAAUCUAUAGCUGCAUCUGCGACUGGUCACUCUAAGGGUUGCUGUGAAACCUCAAGAAAUGAAAGUGGUGAGUCUUGUGUAGGAGAACGGGGAGUUCAAAAAGGACAAGAUACACCUGCUAACGCAGCUCCGUGUUUUGCAGAGAAGUUGUCUUCUAGCCACCUGCUCAUGGACAGAGGUAAAGAGGAAGUGAGCUUUGCACGAGUGGACAGUCAGGACUCGGCUGACCAGGAGGACUGGGAGAUGGUAUCCAGGCACUCAUCUUGGGGAGACAUUGGUUUGGGUGGCAGUCUUGAUCCAAUGUUAAACCCAAAUCAAGGACUGGAGUAUGGCAAACGCACUCUUGUGGAAACAAGAGGUCAGAAAGUGGAUGUUAAAACAAAAAGGAAAAUAGCUAAGACUUCAGAGUCUCAGCAAGUUAGUGUCAGGUUCCAGGUCCAUUAUAUCACAAGUGCUAGUGUGCAAUUCAUUGCAGUGACUGGAGACCACGAGAAGCUUGGGAGAUGGAACACUUACAUCCCCCUCCAGUACAGCCAGGGUGGGUUCUGGUCUCGUUCUGUCUCCCUGCCAGCAGAUACAGUGGUGGAAUGGAAGUUUGUGGUGGUGGAGAAUGGGGAAGUUACACGCUGGGAAGAAUGCAGCAAUAGGUUUCUAGAGACUGGCCAUGAGGAUAAGUUGGUUCACAAGUGUUGGGGGAUUCACUGAUUCAGUUUGCAAAGUACUGAAGAAGCUGUUGCAGAAUGUGGAAAAGGCUAAGGUUGUGGAGCACAUUCAAUAAUUUAAAAUGAAGUAUAACUCCAAGUUUAACUGAGUUGUUUGAUUUACUAAUGGCUUGCAUCUAAUGCACAGAACUCUAUCUAUAUAUCUAUGCACCUGUAGAUAUAUAGACAGAUAAUGCUUCUAGUGAGUAGGACUUUUUUCUGUAGCAUUGAUGAAUAGAUUUAUGCUGAUUCAUCCGCACUGUGGGCUUUGUCCUCUUGGGCAGUGACUUGGCUAAUCUUCAGCUGUGCCCUGGUCAGGGAGCACAAAAGCAAACCAGCUGCACAGGGUUCAAGGUCGAGCCUUCGGGUGAUCCUUAGACCAAGGGAGUGAAACAAGCUGCAUUCAAAGAGCUGAUUUCCUCAUGGUGCAGCUGAAGAAAUGUUCUCUUUACUACACUGUGUUAAAAGAUAGGUAACAGUGAUUAGAAAAUUAUUAGAAGAUGUGAUUAGGGAGGCUUGAUUUUACCUGCCUGGUCUGGUUUGAAGGUGGCAAGUGUGUCUUUGUGUUGUAAUCUAAAGCUACUGUAGGAACAUCAGGAACAGCCCAUGAGGAAAGGGAACAGGAAUAGGGCUGAAGCAGGCGCAGAGCCAGGUGGAAUGAAUGAGAGCUCUUAGAGGGCUGGGAGGUGCAGAUGCGGACAGCUGACUGCACAGAGGGACACACCCCUCCUUUACUCCUGGGCCUCUGCAGAGCCAUCUCUGCCCACCACAGGGACCGACAGAUGGGCCAGCCCUUAGCAGUCAUUCCACCCGCUCCCCUCCCCUUCUGUGGCUAUCUUGGGUAACCAAAUUGCAACAGGACAGUGACAGGGAAGGACAGCAUCUCUGCUCUGAGAAGAAAUAAACAUUUGAAUUUUGCUACUACAACUGAAAAAAAUAAAACCUGAGUUUUAAUA